Microthlaspi erraticum is the source of this 1422-nucleotide messenger RNA. The record is from the annotation of a GenBank genome assembly. Lineage: Eukaryota; Viridiplantae; Streptophyta; Magnoliopsida; Brassicales; Brassicaceae.
AUGGCGAGCGAUAACGGCUACGAGAAUUUGUUGGCUUCGCUGAUUGUCGACAUCAAAUCAUACUCCGGAAAAGACAAUCUUCUUCCCUGGAUCCGAGGUAUUAAGAAGAUGAAAGAGAGCUUGCCGCCUCAGAUAUUGAACGAGAAGCUGCCGCGGUUUCUGCAGAAGUGUGCACAGUCAUUUGAAUCUGAUAAGAGAUACAGGAACGAUUCUCGCUAUAUUCGCGUUUGGUUGCAGCUGAUGGACUUUGUAGACGAUCCAAAAGCUCUCUUAAGAACCAUGGAAGCAAACAGUAUAGGGACCAAGAGGUCACUGUUCUACCAGGCAUAUGCACUCCAUUAUGAGAAGAUGAAGAGAUUCGAGGAGGCUGAGAAAAUGUACAGUCUUGGGGUACAAAACCUUGCAGAACCCAUGGAUGAGUUACAGAAAUCAUACUUGCAAUUCCUUGAUCGCAUGGAGAGGCACAAAAGGAAAAAGACACAGCGUCAGGGGAUGAAACUGUCUGAAAAGCAGCAGAAGGUUGAGAGGCAACAACAUGAGCCUAGAUCAGCUAAGAAUGAUGAUGCGCCAGUGUUGAAUUUUGUUGAUAAAGCCAUUGUAGGAAAGCCUGAAGCAGAAAAUGCUUGCCACCACGGUUUGGUGGAUCCCACAAUAAACAUGAAGGAAGCCAUGAACGCAAUCAACAGAAUGUUUAAAGAGCCUAUUGAAACUGCUCCACUUAAGAGAAGAUCACACAGAGGUCAAGACAGAGAAAAUCAAGGACGCAAUAGCGGAUUUGAAGUUUUCGUGGACGAGAGUCUUGAAAGUGAAACAAGCACAAGAGGAAAAGCAAAGACUGGUACUACUCAGGGAUCCCAGCCUAAUCAAGAGUCCUUUGAGAUAUUCAUCGAUGAUGAAAACGAUGAUGACAUUACGGAUGAAAAUGAUGAGGCCGGGAAAGGUUUUGUGUUUCUCCAACCAAGAGACCAUUCACCUGAAAGCUCCGAAGAAGCAGACAGAAACAGUCUUCCUCGAGCUAGAUUCAGAGAAGACACAGUCGUACGUAGGUUUGUUGGUUCAACCAUCUCCGAUGAGCCAGCAGUUGAAAACGUCUGUCACCAUGGCCUUGUGGACCCAACGGUCAACCUAAAGGAAGCUAUGGAGGACAUAAACAACAUGUUUGGCGAACCAAUAGACUUUGUUAGACCUAAACGCUCGAAAAACAAAGGGAAAGCAGUUGAAGAAACGAAGCCAAAUCCUGCUGCAGGUUUCUCAAUUCUUGAGGAUGAUGAUGAUGAAGAGGAAGAACAUCAAGGGAGUAGCCGCCCGGCUCAGGUAUCACCUUCGAAGUCAAACGAGCGUGAUCUGUUUGAGCCAACAGUGUGCACAAAAGUAGCCUUGGAUGAGAUCAACAAAUUGUUCGCAAUGCCAAUGGACUUCUAA